CCUGUGAGUGUGAGUGAGUGUGUGAGGACUUUUCAUAGCGUUGCACCGAGCGUAGGCUACGCCUCCGCCGACCCACACGCACGCGGGUCAGAGUGUCCGGAGACAGGAACACGCGCCUGCGCUGCCAGCCACCGCAAUGGCGAUGCCGCCCAAGCCCGGCGAGCCGCCGAAGCCCUCGCCGGGGCGCGGCCCCAACCUCAGCCCCAACCCCAACCCCAACCCCUGCCCGCUCCCGCCCAUCCCCAGCGGCCCCCAGCCGGGCCAGGCCCCCGCGGCGGCGGCGCCGCCGCGGUCCCACCACCGCCGCGCCAGAUCUGAGAUGCCCUUCCGCUUCCCGGACGCCGACGGCGGGGGCUUCGACGAGAUCGGCUCCGAGGACGACCUCUUCUCCACGUUCAUGGACAUGGACAAGAUCGCCGGCGCCGCCCGCGACCGCGCCGCGGAGACGUCCUCCUCGCCGCCGCGCCCCACCAAGCACCGCCACAGCGCGUCCUUCGACGGGUUCGCCAUGGGCUGCGGCGGGCCGGGGGGCCAGCAGGAUGGCGGCGGGGGCGGGGGGUUGUUCGCCGACGUGCUGGAGGCUAAGAAGGCCAUGUCCUCCGAGCAGCUCUCUGAGCUCGCCUCCGUCGACCCCAAGCGUGCCAAGAGAAUUCUAGCGAACAGACAGUCUGCAGCUCGGUCAAAGGAAAGAAAGGCUCGAUAUAUAACAGAAUUAGAGCGGAAGGUUCAUACUCUUCAGACGGAGGCUACCACUCUUUCGGCACAACUGACGCUAUUUCAGAGAGACACAACAGGACUUUCCGCAGAAAAUACAGAGCUCAAGAUUAGGUUGCAGGCCAUGGAACUGCAAGCUCAACUGCGUGAUGCUCUGAAUAAUACACUCAAGCAGGAACUGGAGAGGCUUAAGAUUGCUACGGGUGAGAUGACAAAGCCUGAUGAAGCAUAUAAUACGGGAAUGCAUCAUGUCCCAUACAACCCGUCUUUCUUCCAGCUUUCUGAGCAACAUGCACCUCAGCACCAUUCAAGUGUUCACCAGCUGCCAUCCCAAUUCCAACCACCUCAUCCCAAUGUCCCAAGCCACCAGAUGCUAUCCCACCCAAACACGUUCCCAGAUAUGAUGCAGCAAGACUCACUUGGGCGGUUCCAGGGGCUGGACAUUGGCAAAGGAUCAGCGGCCGUGAAGUUGGAGGCAGAGGCUGCCGUGAGGUCAGAGGGUAGCUCCAUAUCUGCAGGUGAAAAGUAAUAUCACCUUCUAAUUAUGGACCUACGUGCAAACAAGCACUCCUUUCAUUUAGAUUUAUUUGUUCAUAGUCUUACAUCCUCAAACUGGUUUCCUUGUCCUGCUAGGCAUAAUUUUUAUCCAAUUCUUUCUAUUUAUGAGGUGUUGUUUGGUUGUAGGGAUCUAGGUAGUUUUGUUUGGGUUCAUUUCCCAUGUGUCGUGUUGUUUCGAAGUUAGGGGGACUGGGUGAUCAGUCUGUUUUCUUUGAUUACCAUGUAGACAAUCAAUCAUGAGUUUUCCAUUUGAAAUUUACAUUUUUCUGUUGA
Molecule: messenger RNA, 1545 nt
Organism: Hordeum vulgare subsp. vulgare (domesticated barley)
Lineage: Eukaryota; Viridiplantae; Streptophyta; Magnoliopsida; Poales; Poaceae
Product: transcription factor RF2b-like
Exons: 4
Coding region: 137-1243 (368 amino acids)
Biological process (GO): regulation of DNA-templated transcription
Cellular component (GO): nucleus
Molecular function (GO): DNA-binding transcription factor activity
Source: RefSeq, a predicted model, not a curated record